GUCAGAGUCACAGAGCGGUGUGAGUGCGGAGCUUGAAAGGAAUCAAUUCAUAUGAAAGUUCCAUCUUCAUCUAAUAUGUUUAAAAUUUCACAAUUUGGCUAUGGCGUUUUUGUGUUGGUGGUUUAUUUCUUUGUGUUGGUGGUUUAUAAAGCAUCCUCUUCCCAACCUGGUUGUAUGGAUGUUUGUGAUCCCCAAAGAAAGCCUGCAACACAUAAGCGACUUUGUGUGGAUAAAAAAGGGCAUGAAUGCUUCAGCACUUAUCAAAUGUCCAGUCUUACACGGAUGUGUACUUUAAUAAUGGAAAUAAGUCAUAUCCAGCAGUGCAUCGAUUUAUUCUCAAGACAGGUGUCAUUUUCAUUCACAUGGAACACAACCUGCAAACAUCCUGAUUUGUCGUCUGGAUUACCAGAUUGCGCCAUCAACAUCCUGCAGCCAUAUGUUAACGACGGCAAAGAAAUACUUCUAAUAGAAUGUGUGGCUCAAUGGACCUUUAUUAGCAUGACAAAUCAUACCACUGCUAGUAAAAAUAAAGACAUAACCAACACCCGAUGCAUUGCGGGAGAAUGUGAUUGUGAAAACAUUAAACAUACUUCUGUAAAUAAUAACCUGAUCUCUGUUGAUGUAUCUAUCAGAAAAUGUAAAGGAAAGGCAAAAACAAAAAUGACUGGUCAGCAGUUGCAUUCCAUAAUAAACACAUUUCACAACAUUACCAAGCAGGGACCUCAGAAAGUGAUCCUAGACAGCAUCAAAGGCUCAGUGACAUCACAAAAGAAGAACAAUUUGCUAAACUUUAGAAUGGCUCUACCCUCCACCAAUAAUGCCACGUUGGAGGAGAUGGAUGACAUUUGGUUGGAGAUUCCUACUGAGGCUUUGAAUGCUAUUCUGGGACACACGAAAGAGGAAGUUAACCUGGGAGCAUUUUGGUUUGAGGAUGACAGCCUCUUCCCGGUGGAGGAGAACAACACUGAGCUCCUAAACAGUCGAGUGGUAUCCGUCGAUGUGGGAGAGGACAUCUCAGACCUCAGGAGCUAUAUGAAGAUAACGUUCCUCUUCCAGAAUGCAUCACUGGAAAACAAAUCACUAGCAUGUGUGUUCUGGGAUCUUGAAAAUGAUACUGUUGCACAUUGGAAUUCCUCUGGAUGUGUCACUGAGACAAAGGAAAAUAAAACAGUAUGCUCUUGUAACCACCUUUCAUUCUUCGCUGUACUUAUGUCUCCGGGCAGUGGCUCCAAUGCCAGUCUGAGCUCCUCCUCUGUGUGGUUGCUGACGUUGUUGUCCAGGGUGGGCUGUGGAAUAUCCCUCUGUUUCCUGUGUCUGGCUCUCCUCAUCCACCUCAGAAGGGGUAAAUCUGAUGAUUCCCUGUGCAUCCACAUCCACCUGUGCGUGGCGCUGCUGUGCCUCAACCUAACCUUCCUCGUCAACGACAGCCUAGCCUCUCUUGGUGUCCAUGGCCUGUGUGUUGCUACGGCAGCAGCCACCCACUACUCCCUGCUGUGCACCCUCACCUGGUUCUCCAUGGAAGGCUUCCACCUCUAUCUGCUCAUCAUCCGGGUUUUCAACAUCCACGUCAACAGAUACCUCCUCAAACUGAGCCUGGUAGGAUGGGGAAUACCUGGCAUAGUAGUUACCAUAAUUGUUGCUUGUGGCAAAUAUGGAGAAUACAGAUUAUACCUGCAAGACGGUGGUGCUGUUAAAAUGUGCUGGCUGACUGACUCUGCUGUGACCACGGUGUCCUUCUCGUACUUCGUGCUGACAUUCGUGGUGAACACGCUGUGCUUUGGGUCUGUGACAGUGAAGGUGGUGAGGGCCCACCGUCAGAGUCCUGUCCUGAGGGAGAGGGGUAUGAACAGGGGGACAGUGCUCAGUCUGCUGGGUCUGGCCUGGCUCCUGGGAGUCUCCUGGGGGGUCAUGCUCUUCCAGUUUGGCCCCCUGAGGGAGACAGCCUUCUACAUCUUCUGCACCAUCAACUCUCUCCAUGGCCUCUUCCUGUUUCUACGCUAUUGGGCUUUAACUCGGGCAGAGAAGGCAUCUAUCUCCAAGGCAACCACUGUAUCUUCUUGAACUGAGAUGCAUCCAGCUGAGAGGCCAGUCCCUGACUAACACGGUUAAACCUUUUACUACUAAUACCACUGCUUCCAUUUUAUUACCACAGAAACACAAUAUUUAGUAUGUUGGUUUAUAACUUUCACUAUAGGCAAACCUAAACAUACAUUAUAAAGCGUAAUUACAAAAUGAAAACUUGUUUCCAGGUUUGCACGUAAGCUUACUGUGCUCAUAAUACUUUUUUUUCUCCAAAGUUGUACUGUUUAUUGCACUUUGUGUGCAUUUUGUUGUAUUUUGUGACCCACCUUCCAUGCAUAUUCAGUUUUGAUGUGUAUAGUCCUAGGCAAACGGGGAACACAUCUAUUAGGUUCAAAUUAUUUUCAUCUCUGAAAAUAUUCAAAUCCGUUUGGAUACCCAAUUUUUCACUCACCAUCGUGCACGAGGGUAAGAAGGAGUGGUCGACUGUGAAUUGGUGCCUUUCUGUUUCUUUGAUUGUUAUCAAAAACCCUCUGAAAGAUAUGCCCUUUUUUUAGUCCAUCUUGGAGAAUUUUGAAUUUCCCUUUGGUUUUUGCAGAAUAGCCAUACAGUAUAUAGCCUCCUAGCCUAUGGGCUACCUGAGAGAACAUUAGGCCUACAAGUAGAUAGUACCUUAGCAUAACACCAUAUUUGCAGGGAUGGGAAUUCAAUGUUUAGAAAUUAACAUUUUUAGAUUGUGUAAACUUUUUCUUUGUGACAAAUAAUUUAUGUAAAUAAUAAUUCCAUAAUAAUUUGAAAGGGGGAGAUGCCUCACAAGCCUCUCUGGGGUUUUCUACCUCUCCUGCAAAUGCUCUUUUUGUUUUCCUUUUACUUUGUGAUCAUAUUGUUUUGUAUUUUUUUUUAAGAAAUAGCUAGCCUAUAGGCCUACUGUGUCAUUGACAUUGAGGGGGUUCAAUUGAAACCUAUGACUACUUUCACCCCUCCCAAACAUCAAAAUCAUUAUUGCUACCUUUUGGAAGACGAGGUAAAGGUUUAGUGUGAACAGAAUUAAAAAAUGAAGAAGCCCAUCCUGAGCAAAGAGGAGCUACAAUCUCUGAAAAAGCUACAGUCAGAACCAACCAUUGCAAUUCGACAGGCGAAUUUCUAACACAAUUGUUUGUUUCUGAAUUCAAAAUACAAUUGUCAGACCAACACUUCUACAUGCCACUGCCCUCUGACCCCAUUUCCACCUAUAAUGAACAGAUCAAAGAGACAUUGUUUGAAGGAGUCAAUCGUAACAUCAUAGAUGAAAAAGCACAAGCAUUUUUGUAUGUCCCACACACCUGCACCCCCCUGUACUACAUGGUGCAUAAGCGACACAAGAAUCUGGACGACCCUCCGGGCAGACCCAUUGUGUCAGAGAUUUGGAGCAGAACU
This is a messenger RNA of Salmo salar (Atlantic salmon), 3435 nucleotides long. Its product is annotated as adhesion G protein-coupled receptor G3. Gene Ontology annotation, molecular function: G protein-coupled receptor activity. NCBI's taxonomy places the organism in Eukaryota, Metazoa, Chordata, Actinopteri, Salmoniformes, Salmonidae. Gene Ontology annotation, biological process: adenylate cyclase-activating G protein-coupled receptor signaling pathway; cell surface receptor signaling pathway. Gene Ontology annotation, cellular component: plasma membrane. The record is from RefSeq and is a predicted model, not a curated record.